Scedosporium apiospermum is the source of this 2232-nucleotide messenger RNA. RefSeq lists its product as uncharacterized. Gene Ontology annotation, molecular function: RNA polymerase II general transcription initiation factor activity; protein binding. The record is from RefSeq and is a predicted model, not a curated record. Bases 1 to 2232 code for a protein of 743 amino acids. The transcript is spliced from 4 exons. Gene Ontology annotation, cellular component: transcription factor TFIID complex. Gene Ontology annotation, biological process: transcription initiation at RNA polymerase II promoter. Lineage: Eukaryota; Fungi; Ascomycota; Sordariomycetes; Microascales; Microascaceae.
AUGUCGACAGGCCAGGGUCCUCCGGCUGCCACUACGCCUGGGGUCACUCCUGGACAGCCCGCCCCAGGACCUCCGCUUUCAAACCAGAAUCUUAACCAGAUCGUUACGGAGUUUCUGUUGAAACGGGGCUACACCCGGACUGAGCUUGUGUUUAGAGACGAGUCCAAGCAUAUUAACGAGGAGGGCAGGCCGAUUCUAAACGAUGCCGACGUUUACGGCCCAAGGAAGUAUAUCAAGGCCUUCAAGUUGCUGAAGGACUGGGUUGAGAACAGUCUUCAGAUCUACAAGUUUGAACUCGCCAAAGUCCUUUGGCCCUUCUUCGUGUACUCUUGGAUCGAAUUGAUCGAAGUCGGUCAGCGAGACGUUGCCAAGCAGCUGCUUGAGACAGUGACGCCCACCUUCGAGAAGCACCACAUUGAUGACCUGAGGACCUUUUCGACCAUCUCUCUUCCUCAGCAUCUCAAAGAGAACCGUAUCACCAGCCUGUACAAGAACAACAAGUACCGCAUCCCUCUCAACCCUCACGUCGCCGGCGAUCUUUUCCAUUUCCUCGAGCGCGAGGAUUCCCAGGGCGGCGCGUGCGUACGGUACGUUCUGCAGACCCACUGCGAGAUCGACUCGACCGCCCGUGGCCCGAUUACCCCCUUCAGUUUCGAGGCUAUUUCGCGCCGAACGGAGGGUCGUGAUCUGGAGGACGUUGACGCCCAGGAGGGUAUCCCUGGUGUGAAUAUUGGCGUCUCGAAUAAGGAUGUGUUGGAUUCAGUUGGUGCGUUGAAGCUUGGUCCCCUCCCCAUGGAAGAGGGAUUGCGUGAGGAUGUGCGAGCCGAAUUGCAGGAUGAGGACCAGCGCAAGCCCCCCAAGCCUGGUCAGCCAUCCUUGGUUGAGGAGUUCGAUCAGAAGAUCAAGCGUGAAGAGACGGAUGACGCUCCCAGCCGCGCUGAUCUGCCCCUGCCCCCUUCGCGAGCUCGCGAUGUGGUCAUGGAGAUGCAGAAGGUCCGGGAGAACCGCGAUCGCUUUAAGAUUGAGGGCCGUACGGGCGGCAUUGGACCAGGCGUAAGCUGCUGCAUGUUCACUUGGCACAACACUUUGGGAAGUGUCUCGUGCCUCGAUUUCUCAAAGGAUCAGAAGCUCGCGGCUGUAGGCACAAUGGACUCGUACAUUCGAGUAUGGACUCUGGAUGGCAAGCCGCUUAAGUCGAAGCAUGCAUCUGAGAAGGAUCUCAAGGUCAACAACCGCAAGCUCAUUGGUCAUUCGGGUCCAGUCUAUUCCGUUUCCUUCUCUGAUGCCAUCGACAGCAAGAUGACAAGUCUCUUUGGCUCCUCGGAUAAACCUCUUCCUGAUACGGGUCCCAAGUUCCUGCUCUCGGCUAGUGGUGACGGUCAUAUCCGCCUUUGGUCUCUCGAGUUGUGGCAGUGUCUUUGCAUUUACAAGGGUCACAGCGGUCCCGUCUUUCGCGUCUCGUGGGGCCCUCAUGGCCAUUACUUCCUCAGCGGCGGCUGGGACAAGACGGCUAGGGUGUGGAUGCAGGACCACGCGUCGGCUCAGCGCCUUCUUGUAGGCCACGACACGAGCAUUUCGGCCAUUGCUUGGCACCCCAACGGAACCUAUGUCUUUUCGGCGUCGGACGAGACCGACAAGUCGAUUCGCAUGUGGUCAGUCAUCACGGGCCAGUGCGUGCGUGUGUUUACUGGACAUACUGAUUACAUCUCGGCCCUCGAGUGUGCGCCCAAUGGCAAGACUCUUGCUAGCGCCGAUAACGCCGGCAACAUUUUCUUCUGGGAUCUUGCCAAAGGAACUCGCAUCAAGCGCUCGCGCGGCCACGGGAAGGGCGGCAUUUGGUCUCUCAGCUUCAGUGCUGAGUCUACGGUUCUAGUAUCGGCUGGCCAGGAUUGUACGGUCAGGAUCUGGGACGUAGAGCUCCCCGCCGAAGGCCACAAGGCGGCGGCAGCCCAACAGCCUCUCAUUCCUCAAGUCGGUCAAGAGCCUGCUGACGGCGCGGGAGCUGCGGCGGCGCAGCCUGGAGGAUCUGCCGCGGCAACGGCGCCCACUCAGGCUCCCAGCGGUGGUGGUGCGGCUACGGGAACGACGGGCGGAAAGAAGAAGGGCAAGGAGGUCAUGAUUACGCCGGACCAAAUCAGCGCCUUCGCAACGAAGAAGACGCCAGUCAUGAAAGUUCAGAUGACCCGCAUGAACCUGGUCGUCGGCGGUGGCUGCUUCGAUCCUGAUCGCUAG